Messenger RNA from Exaiptasia diaphana, 1361 nucleotides. Its product is annotated as cell wall integrity and stress response component 3. Bases 91 to 816 code for a protein of 241 amino acids. The transcript has 5 exons. The record is from RefSeq and is a predicted model, not a curated record. Lineage: Eukaryota; Metazoa; Cnidaria; Anthozoa; Actiniaria; Aiptasiidae.
UUCUUGAAAUUCUUUGGAUCACUGGGGACUACGCAGUCUUUAUUUAUAAGCCAAGGAAGCAACUUUAAAGCAGAGUUAAAAUAGCUAACAAUGGCAAAGAAAUAUUUGAUCGUGGCUUUCACACUGUUGGUAUUAUCUUUGGAGAUCCACAUUGGUGCUUCAAGUGCUCCCGUGAUUACUAUCGUAUCGACUAAACCUGCUAAAGAAGGACAGUCUGUUACAAUUGAAUGCCACGCCAAAGGAUACCCGAUAGCCAAUGUAUCGUGGUACAGAAACAAUGUGAAAUUGCAAGGGCAAAACAUGGUGGUCAAUAAGUUCCUGAACCUCUCUAUGGCCCGACACAUUUUCACAGCCCAGUCAGAUUCGGGUGGACCAUACGAGUGCCGUGCCAUUAAUGGCAUGCCAGACAAAAAUGGCACCGUGAUUAUCAAGGCUACUUUAAACUUGGUUAUUGAAGGUGUCUCAACAACAACAUCAUCAACAACAGCAGCACCCACAAAACCCACAACCUCAUCAUCAUCAUCAUCUACAACCACAAAAUCAUCAACAACAGCAGCAUCCACAAAAUCCGCAACCUCAUCAUCAUCUACAACCACAAAAUCAUCAACAACAGCAGCAUCCACAAAACCCGCAACCUCAUCAUCAACAUCAACUACUAUUAAACCCACACGACCAAUAACUCAUUCUCCCUCUAGUACACCUUCAUUAAAGACAAACAACCCUAAAUUAACGCCAAGCUCGACUGGUUUCAAGACUGAUUGUCCUUGGAUCUUCUUGGCCGUGAUUUCCCUAUUAGUUUGUUGUUUACAGGCAUGACAUCAUCAAAAAGACGUCAUAGGACGUGUAGUGCUGCAGGCUGCCUUUUGUCACGUGACACCGAAUAAAACAUAUCCAAAUAAGUGCCGCAGAAUUUACGCAAAACUGCCUACGUACGUGUGCGUGUGUAUGCAUGCGGUACUAGUUUAGGUACUUUAGUAAACGUUAUAGUAUGCUGGUAAAGAAAACAUUCAUGUUUUAGAUCACGUUGAUUGUAUACUUCAAAUCAGUAGUUUUUAAUAGGGUAUGUAGUGUAUCAGUAAUACGUUGUAAAGAUUAAUUGCUAAUGCUCUUUCACGAUGUAGGUCAGAAGCAUUAUCCAGUUGUGCACAAAGCUUUCACUUUAUUUAUCAACUCACUAACUUUGCAACAUAAAUAGACAAAUCCACUUCAAGGUUUGAACUCACAUGAUGAGACGACGCCAUUAUGAGAAAGUAAACAACAUGAAUAAGAACUUUCACAGGAAUAAAUAACCGGUAAAUAAUAAUAAUAAUAAAAAAAUUAAACAUCAAUACACACAAAUAAAAUAUUGGAUUUUAAUGAUA